This is a messenger RNA of Striga hermonthica, 327 nucleotides long. The record is from the annotation of a GenBank genome assembly. NCBI's taxonomy places the organism in Eukaryota, Viridiplantae, Streptophyta, Magnoliopsida, Lamiales, Orobanchaceae.
AUGGCACCAAAGAAGGAUAAGGCUCCUCCGCCGUCAUCGAAGCCGGCGAAAUCAGGUGGUGGCAAGCAGAAGAAGAAGAAGUGGAGCAAGGGAAAGCAAAAAGAGAAGGUGAACAACAUGGUUCUGUUCGAUAAGGCUACCUACGACAAGUUGCUUUCUGAGGCGCCCAAGUACAAGCUCAUCACCCCGUCUGUUCUCUCGGAUCGUCUCAGGAUAAGUGGAUCACUGGCGAGGAAGGCUAUUAGGGAGUUGAUGGCUAGAGGCUUGAUCAGAAUGGUGUCUGCUCAUUCAAGCCAGCAGAUAUACACCAGGGCCACCAACACUUAG